Molecule: messenger RNA, 2037 nt
Organism: Tilletiaria anomala UBC 951
Lineage: Eukaryota; Fungi; Basidiomycota; Exobasidiomycetes; Georgefischeriales; Tilletiariaceae
Exons: 3
Coding region: 479-1990 (503 amino acids)
Source: RefSeq, a predicted model, not a curated record
ACUAAGUGGAGUGCGGGGACGCCAUGAGCAGGUACUCAAGUCGAAUGGAAUGUGCAUAUUUGCACAGAAGCAGCAGGCAGGGCCCUGGCUUGACUUAGCACUUGCUAGUUGUUUUCGUCAUGCGGAGACCUGACGGCUGAUUGGCGAAUGGAUGCGCGCACCCCACAGCAAAGAUUAGCACGCUAGCAGCUGUCCCGCAAAGGGGAAUCCACUCGUUCGUCAUAGAGGACUUUGAUGAUGAUGCUUGCAAGGGCGUGAUGCGUGGAGGAUGACUUCUACUACUUGCCUUUCUCGUCUCAUCUGUAGAAUAUGCAGUGUCCAUCUUCGCUUUGCAGCACUUUUGACCUUCAUAUUCUUGCCACCACACGCUACCGAAAUAGCUUUGGUUUAACCGAUACCCACACUUAUAUUCUUUCAGGAGGCAAAGUUCCACGACUUCAACCCCGCGUCGGGCUGUUCACCAUUUCACCAGAGCACGAUGGUCAACCCAACUUUCAUCUCGGCCAGCACCCUGGUACUCUGCCUGGCACUUGUCGCUUCCAAUCGUCAGGCCGGUGUCAAGGCUGAUUGGAUCCAGGAUACUGCGUUUGGCGGUCAAAAGGUCUUCCAGGCUUCCUUUGACUCAUGGACCGAAUCCGACUUGCGUUCGUACCUCCUCGAGCAGGGCAUCAUUGCGCCGUCCAACACCAGAGAGCAACUCGUUGUUCUUGCCAAGCAGAACUACGCCAGCAUCUCUUCUGGCCUCGCCGCCGCCCCGUCGGACGCUUUCUCUGCCGUUCAGGGUGCUGCUGAGAAGGCUUGGAGCGCCGCAUCUUCCUACCAGUCUGCUGCGCGUGUCGCUUUGACCGACACUGCUAGCAGUGCAAGCAGCUACGCGCUCUCCGACCUUUACCACCCUGCUUCUAAGUCUGUCUCGAGCGCAUCUAGUGUCGCUUUCAACAGUGCUAGUAGCGCGAGCAGCCUCGCUAGCAAGUCCAGCUCGAGCGCUGCAAAGGAGGCCAGCAAAAGCUCUUCGAGCGUUUCUAAGUCUGGAUCAUCCUUGGCGUCAGGUGCGAGCAAGUCUGUUUCGGGUGCAUUUGCCCAAGCCACUCAGGCCGUCAACGACAACAUCAACGACACUUCCGACUGGGUCUUCUCUACCUGGAGCGACAAUGAGCUCCGCUCUUGGCUUGUGAAUAAUGGCAUCGUCAAGACACCAGCGGGGGCGAAGCGCGACGAACUGGUCAGGAGCGUGAAGAGUGCAUACUCGAAGACAGUGAAUGUACCGUACGAGGCUUUUAGCAACUCUUACUUGCACAACUGGCUCGUCGACCACGGCGUGAUCAAGACCCCUGCUCAGAAGACGCGUGACGAGUACCUGUCCCUGGCAAAGGAUUACUACUACGGAGUGCAGGACGACGUCUUUAGCACUUGGAAGGACGGCGACCUGCGCAGCUGGUUGAUCAAGAACAACGUGAUCAAGUCCGAUUUCCAGGCGGGACGCGACACGUACCUCUCGCUUAUCCAGAACGCGUACAAGAACAGCAAAGAUGAAAUCUACAAGGGUUGGCGCGACAGCGACAUGCGCAGCUGGCUCAUUAACAACGGCUAUAUCAAGUCAGGCUUCCAGGCCAAGCGUGACGACUACAUCAAGCUAAUGGAGAAGCAAGGCAAGAGCGCUGUCGACAGCGCAAAGGACUACCUCGAGUGGCCUGACUCGCGCAUCCGCCUGUACCUCUACCAGAGCGGUAUGGACGCUAACAAGUUCCCAAAGAAGCGCGAUGACAUGCUGCGCGAGAUGCGUGCACGCUAUGUGCCGCAAAAGUCGUUCUUUGGCCAGAUUGCGGACAACGUCAAGGAGGGCGUGCGACACGUCUUUGCCGGUGUGCAGGACGUUGGAGGCCAGGUUGAACAGAACGCCAAGCGUGCUAGCAUCUCGGCCAGCAGCGCAGCCAGUGCGGCUAGCGCCAGCGUCAGCUCCGCGUCUGCCAAGGCCAGGGACGAGCUUUGAAGUGAGAGACAGAAGCGCAGGGGGCAAUGGGAUAAGAAGAAGAAACC